CCCGCUAGUGCAGCAGCUGCUGAGGCUGCUCUGUCCGACAGAUAUUGGGAGAGUUCUCAGCCUUUUGUAAAAGUCUCUUAGGUGAUGCGUAUAGGAUCUUGCAGGCAAGCCGCAGUCUUCCUUUACUCUCACUGCAAUUUUUCCCCAUUGGCCAAAGAUGAAUCUUGAAAGUUAAACGACUGAUCGGAUCAUUCUAGUUAGAGCCAAUUCUAUUGUGUGAUCCCAUUAUCCGGAGACGGAGGGCAGCCCACCCCCUUAUCCCCCCUCCUUCUGGAAGCAGCAUCCCAGUGUGUGGGUCUCCCAUUAGGACAGUGACAGCUGGCUAGUAUAUUUUUCUACUGUGUGCUGGAUUUAAUGCUGAGACAUGCAAAACAAUAGCUCUGGGGACGGUGAAGCUAAAGACUAUGGAAAAGUCGAGUAGCGAAGACUCUUCUAUACACCGAAGUCCAUCUGUGGACAGCAGGGACUCAGCGAAGCCAUCUACCUCCAGCAGGGAAUUUGGUAGAGGAUUCACGGCCGGAGCUUUUUAUGGCAAUGCAGGAUCUCGUACACAGAGCCAUGCUGGCGUAAAGAGGGACAAGUACACUGCACCCAAAGGAGGCAAAUAUGUGGUCUUUUACCUGGAUCUAUCCUUUGUUUUUCUCCUAGAAUUUAAGAAGUGCAACAUGGCGAGAGGCUGUCUGUGUUGUUUGAAAUAUAUGAUGUUCCUCUUUAACUUGAUAUUUUGGCUCUGCGGCUGUGGAUUGCUAGGUGUCGGAAUAUGGCUUUCUGUAUCACAAGGAAACUUUGCAACAUUUUCUCCUAGUUUCCCUUCGCUUUCAGCAGCAAAUCUAGUUAUUGCCAUUGGCACAAUCGUCAUGGUGACUGGCUUCAUGGGCAGUCUCGGUGCUAUAAAGGAAAACAAGUGCCUCCUCUUAAGUUUUUUCAUCAUUUUGCUGAUAAUCCUUUUGGCUGAGCUGAUUCUGCUUAUCCUAUUCUUUGUCUAUAUGGACAGGGUCAAUGAGAGUGCAAAGCAGGAUUUGAAAGACGGUUUAUUGCUUUACAACACAGAAAAUAAUGUUGGGCUGAAGAAUGCUUGGAACAUUAUUCAGGCUGAAAUGCACUGUUGUGGAGUGACAGAUUAUACCGAUUGGUAUCCGGUGCUAGGAGAGAACACAGUUCCUGAUCGAUGCUGCAUGGAAAACUCUCAGGAUUGUGGCCAUAAUUCGACCAGCUUAGUAUGGAAGACUGGCUGUUAUGAGAAAGUAAAGAUGUGGUUUGAUGACAACAAGCAUGUCCUUGGUACAAUUGGGAUGUGUAUACUCAUAAUUCAGAUACUUGGAAUGGCCUUUUCUAUGACCCUUUUCCAGCAAAUCCACAGGACUGGCAAAAAAUAUGACGCCUAAGGGCUUCUCAACAAGACAUUUGUAUAAAUAUACUUUGCCAUAAACUUUGUCAAGAACCAAGGAAUCUGAAUAUUGGUCACCAGACUGCCAUCACAGCCGAAACUUUACUGUUACCUGUCUAUACACCUAUUAUUAAUUUGCCAAAGAAGAAAGGAAAUGCUUAGAGCCAGUUUGCUGCUCUAACACUCUUCUUGAACGUGUAUAAAAAAGAGCUUUGCUUACUAAUACACUUAAGACUCCUACCAAUACAUGGUGGAUAUGCUUAUGCUUCUUGAAUUUGAAAAAUAAAAGUGAAGAACACUACAAAAUGGAUGACUUAUGAGAGCCAUUGAAAAUUAGAGCCCCUCACAUUCGUGAUAUGGGCCAGUUUGCAUGGAACGGACUGAAUAUUUUUUGUACCUUAUGGGACUUGUUUUUUGUUACUCUAAUUAGGACUAGAGUUUUCACUGACAUGUUUUUGAACUUUUUGUCGUUACUUUUGCUUUUUUGGUUCAUGCUCCACAUAUAUCAUGUUAACCACAAAACUACAAAGUUCUCUGUAAUCUUUAAAGAAUGCACCUGCAGUAAGUAGGUUCCGAAAUGAGAACUAGAGUUACUAUUUCAGAUAUAAUGUAAUAAUUGAUAAUCUCUUUUUGGUUCAUAUACUGUACCCAAGUUACCUUCAGCCAACCAAACGUAAGGUCUGCGUCAAAGAUAUUACUGUUUUUACAUUGUAAAGGUAUAUUGAUUGCAUUUUUUAUUUUUUUUGUAGCCAUGUAUUGGAUUCAAAUGUUACAUUGUCAAUUUAAAGUGUUGUUCCAUCUAAAUAAUAUUUUCAGGGCUACAAAUUGAGAACCACUAUGAGCCCUGAGUGAUUGUCGCUUCCUUUCCCCCAUAAAACUGUGUGUAACGUAUAGAGUUCCAUCAACCUGGACAGAUGAACCCUAAAGAAACUUACAUUUGGCUCAAAGCACUUUGGCCGCAAAUAUCAGAGCAAUGAAAAAUGCAUUUGAGGCCACAUUUAGAUCAAUCAAUUUUAGCUUCCGUAUUAAAAGUGUUAGAUCUGUUAGACCCUGACCUUCACACAGCUUCAAGUGAGCCAAACUUAGAUCACCCUAGUAUUAUAUGGUGAUCUAGCGUAAGUUCAGUCCACUUGAACUGGGGUUGAUGUGGCCAUAGUAUGGACACUAAAUUGAUUGUAGAACUUCCAUCUGAAUGCAGCCUAAGGCUUAUAUUUUCCCAUCAUUACUGAUUGUGUAUAUAUAUAUAUAUGUAUAUAUACGAUAAUUCAGGGCAGCACUCCAAGUAGAAAAAAUAGGGUGCCAGCAGAAAAAACACCUUACCAAGGUGUAUGAUAUAGAAAUAGAAGACA
Messenger RNA from Bufo gargarizans (Asiatic toad), 2736 nucleotides. It is a transcript of the gene TSPAN9, whose product is annotated as tetraspanin 9. The record is from RefSeq and is a predicted model, not a curated record. The coding region runs from base 405 to 1385 and encodes 326 amino acids. NCBI's taxonomy places the organism in Eukaryota, Metazoa, Chordata, Amphibia, Anura, Bufonidae. The transcript has 7 exons. Gene Ontology annotation, cellular component: membrane.